AUGUGUUUUUGGGGAGCUCCGCUCUCUCCUGGAGUUAAGGCGGUGUCGGGGAUAAGUGCUGCAGCGGGCGAUUCUGCUUCUGCCACGUUGUGUGGGUUCGUGUGUCUGGAUGUGAUCCGGGUAUCUAAGAAAUACCUCCCAGGGAUGGCAGUGGGCUAUUCAAGUGCUAAGCUGACCUUGCACGUGGGAGAUGGUUUUGAGUUCAUGAAACAAAAUCAAGAAGCCUUUGAUGUAAUUAUCACGGACUCGUCUGACCCCAUGGGUCCUGCAGAAAGUUUAUUCAAAGAAUCCUACUAUCAGCUGAUGAAGACAGCUCUGCGAGAAGAUGGGAUUCUCUGCUGCCAAGGUGAGUGCCAGUGGCUGCACCUGGAUCUCAUUAAGGAGAUGCGUCAGUUCUGCAAGUCCCUGUUCCCCGUGGUGGAAUAUGCCUAUUGCACCAUCCCCACGUAUCCCAGCGGGCAGAUUGGCUUCAUGCUGUGCAGCAAGAACCCGAACACAAAUUUCCGGGAACCUGUGCAGCAGCUCUCCCAGCAGCAAGUGGAGGAGAGGAGUCUGAAAUACUACAACUCUGACAUCCAUCGAGCAGCUUUCAUCCUGCCGGAGUUUGCACGGAAGGCCCUGAGUGAUGUGUGAGCCUUGGGAAGCUGCCUUCUCUCUUCAAGUUGGACCCUGAGAUCAUCAGUGAUGUGGUGGGGACCUUCCCAGCAGACUGCAGCCUUGCUCCCCACUGUGCGGGAUUGUUUAACCCUUUGCCAGCCAACAUUCCUUUUGGUGAUGUGUGAAAGAUGAUGGGGCAAAAGCCACGUAAGACUAUUGAAAAGCUCCAGUGACUUAUAGCGUGGGGUCAAAGCUAUUCUUUCCAGUGCUGGAAACGUAAGAUGUCUCUUCUUCCUUUCUCCUCCCCUCC
Messenger RNA from Tinamus guttatus (white-throated tinamou), 907 nucleotides. The record is from RefSeq and is a predicted model, not a curated record. Lineage: Eukaryota; Metazoa; Chordata; Aves; Tinamiformes; Tinamidae.